Cicer arietinum (chickpea) is the source of this 1664-nucleotide messenger RNA. RefSeq lists its product as uncharacterized. The record is from RefSeq and is a predicted model, not a curated record. Gene Ontology annotation, molecular function: protein binding. Lineage: Eukaryota; Viridiplantae; Streptophyta; Magnoliopsida; Fabales; Fabaceae.
UCUCUCUCCAUGUGACUUUAUGUUUGUCCUAUAAGUUAAGUUAUCAACAAUCAUAACUGUUGCUUAACGCCUCUCUAAUAACCUCCACCUCACCUUUUCCAUUUGCGUUUCUCAUCCUCCAAAAAUCACACAGAUUUUUUCUCUCCCCUUUCUCUCUCUAACUUUCUCUCACUACUUUCAUCAAUGGACAGUUCCCAUUCUCCUUCUUCCUGUUCCUCAUCUUCGUCCAGCUGUUCAUAUGAAGGACACGCCACCGACACAAUCAAUUUGGAAGCCGAGGAGCCGCGAACGCCGUUAGCCGUCCGCCGUGCCCUUCAGCUUCUUAAAUCCGGCUUACCGGAGUUGCGGCUUCAAGCCGCUCGUGAUAUCAGGAAACUCACAAAGACCUCACAGCGAUGUCGGCGUCAGCUCUCUGAAGCUGUCGGUCCACUCGUUUCUAUGCUCCGAGUCGACUCGCCCGAGUCACAUGAACCCGCUCUACUCGCUUUGCUCAAUCUCGCUGUCAAAGAUGAAAAGAAUAAAAUCAAUAUUGUGGAGGCCGGAGCAUUAGAACCAAUACUUACUUUCCUGAAGUCACAAGAUUCAAAUCUGCAGGCAUCUGCAACUGCAUCAUUGCUCACACUAUCUGCCUCUUCAACCAACAAACCAAUCAUUAGUGCUUGUGGGGCCAUUCCCCUUCUUGUGGAGAUCCUAAGAGACGGAAGCCCACAGGCAAAAGCUGAUGCCGUAAUGGCUCUCUCUAAUUUAUCAACAUACCCUGAUAAUCUCAGCGUUAUUCUCGAAACAAAUCCAAUCCCUUACAUAGUUGAUAUUCUCAAAACAUGCAAAAAAUCCUCAAAAACAGCUGAGAAAUGCUGUGCUUUAAUAGAACCCUUGGUGGAUUAUGAUGAAUGCAGAACUGCCUUGACAUCUGAGGAAGGUGGGAUUCUUGCAGUUGUCGAGGUUCUCGAAAAUGGUACCCUCCAAAGUAGGGAGCACGCCGUUGGAGCAUUAUUGACAAUGUGCCAAAUCGAUCGAUGUAAAUACAGGGAACCGAUUCUUAAAGAAGGUGUCAUUCCAGGACUACUUGAGCUCACCGUUCAAGGGACACCUAAGUCACAGACAAAAGCGCGCACCCUUUUGCAACUACUAAGAGAAUCUCCUUAUCCAAGAUCUGAAAUUCAACCUGACACUCUUGAGAAUAUAGUAUGCAACAUCAUAUCGCAGAUCGAUGGGGACGAUCAAUCUGGUAAAGCUAAAAAGAUGCUGGCUGAGAUGGUCCAAGUCAGCAUGGAACAAAGUCUGAGGCAUUUACAGCAAAGGGCACUUGUAUGCACCCCAAGUGAACUUCCUAUAGCUGGCUGUGCUUCUGAAGUUUCUUUUAAGUAAUAGUUGCAGUUGGCCAACUCCUGUAUCUUUUUUCCUCAUCUUCCACCCUCUUUUGUUUUCCACUUGGGGCUUGUGAGAUAAAAUUUCCAUAGCAAAACGGAAAAAAUUAAGGAAAUAAUACAUUAUGAAUUAUGCCAGUCCAGGCCAUUGUGGAGAGGUAUCGAGUGACUGGUAAUUGUCAAUAAACUAAGUUGUAAGACAUAAAGAAACAUGGUUUUGUAGUUGGUUUGUAAAUAAACUGUUGUAUAAAUUUGACAUACAAAUAGUAAAGGCUCUUUGUUCUGUUAUUCUUGUUC